AUGGAGAAAACAGAGGGUCGUCACCAGCACGUUGAAGGGUCGUCAGCUCCCAGUCCACGCAGGAUGGAGGCUGGCACGAACGAGGAUUUCUACGCAGGAGAUUCGGUGACGCAUCUCUCUGAGGAGCAUCGCCAGUAUCUUCUCGCUCGGCAUGGCACGCUAGAUCUCGAUCCCAUCCCUGACAUGAACGAUGCCGACCCGUACAAUUGGCCGCGAUGGAGAAAAAUAAUUAAUCUGGCCCUGGUCGCUUUCCAUGCCAUGAUGAGUACCUUUACUGCUGCCGCAAUCCUAUCAGCCUUUGUCAACAUCUCUACGGAUCUGCACGUUAGCUUGCAGCGCACCAGUUAUUUGGUCUCGCUAUUCAUCGCUGUUCUCGGUGGAGCGCCCUUAUUCUGGCGUCCGCUGUGCAACCGAUUUGGACGUCGUCCAAUCUUCCUGAUUUCGCUCAUCUGCAGUCUGGCCGGUAACGUGGGUUGCGCGAAGAGCCCCUCAUAUGCCACAAUGGGCCUUUGUCGUGCUAUUACUGCCUUCUUCAUCAGCCCUGCUGCGGCCAUGGGGAGCGCUGUGGUCGCUGAGACCUUCUUCAAAAAGAAUCGUGCGCAUUGCAUGGGUAUCUGGACACUGAUGGUGACCUUGGGUGUGCCGGCUGCGCCCUUCAUCUUCGGAUUUGUGGCGUUUCGUGUUGGAUACCGUUGGAUCUACUGGAUCCUAGCCAUUGUCAACGCUGUGCAGUUCAUCCUCUACUUCUUCCUUGGGUCGGAGUCGCUCUACAUGCGCAAAGACGAUAGCGGUCAGCAGAUCACUAAUGUGAAACAGAGUAUAUUCAGAUUCAGACGGAUUAACCAGACUCCUUUCAAACUCUGGGACUUUUUCCAGCCCCUUAGCUACGUGAUAAAGCCCUGCGUGCUAAUUCCAGCGGCCGCAUACGCAAUGAUCUUCCUCUGGGGGAGCGUGAUGCUCACUAUUGAGAUCCCCCAGAUCUAUCCUAAAAAAUUCGGAUUAAACACGCAGGAAGUCGGCCUGAACUUUUUGGGACUGAUCAUCGGAUCCGUCAUUGGCGAACAGGUCGGGGGCUUCAUAUCCGAUCGGUGGAUGUUGCUACGCGCCAAACAUACCAGCCAAACUCCGGCGCCGGAAUACCGUCUGUGGCUAAGCUACAUCGGCCAUGCGUUAACCAUUUGUGGUAUUGUUGUUUUCGCGAUCCAGCUACGCGAUUCCGGUGAUAAAUGGAAUGUCACCCCUAUAGUGGGGUCGGCCAUCGCUGCCGCAGGCAAUCAAAUUGUCACCACCAUCAAUAUCACCUAUGCCGUGGAUUGUUACCGUGAGGAUGCCGCGAGUGUUGGCGUUUUUAUUACCUUCGUUCGUCAACUGUGGGGAUUCAUUGGUCCUUUCUGGUUUCCGCAGAUGUUUAAGAACUGCGGCUGGGCCGGUGGUGCAGGCAUUGCCGUAGCGCUGAUGGUUGGUGUUAGCAUCGUCCCAACCAUGCUGGUGCAGUGGCACGGCGCGGCGUGGCGUUGA
This is a messenger RNA of Penicillium lagena, 1518 nucleotides long. RefSeq lists its product as uncharacterized. Bases 1 to 1518 code for a protein of 505 amino acids. The transcript has 4 exons. The record is from RefSeq and is a predicted model, not a curated record. Gene Ontology annotation, biological process: transmembrane transport. Lineage: Eukaryota; Fungi; Ascomycota; Eurotiomycetes; Eurotiales; Aspergillaceae. Gene Ontology annotation, molecular function: transmembrane transporter activity.